UAGAAGACAAUCGAAUUUGUUUAUUAUUUUUUCGAGUUUUGAAGUUUUUGAGUUUUCCUGUUUCUGUUCGCGUUUGUGUUAAUUUUAAUUUGAAGAAAAUGCUUUUAGGAACAGCAAGUUUACAUUAGGAACCCUUCCAUUUUUAUAUUAAAUCUAAGAAAUUGUACAAUUAGAAAAUCCCGGACCGAUUUUACUUGAAAGAUAAUUGACCAUUUUUUACUAGGAAUAGUUGCAAGGCAACUCCCUCAACCCGUCAUGUCCAGUGGCGGUGCCAGUACAGGAACAAUGACACAACAACAACCACAACAGAACGCCCUACCGCAGACGAACGGCACCUCAGGCCCCCCCGGAGGCAAGAAAAUGCAGCUCUCUGGUGGAAGUUCUGGGGCACCCACUCCCGCCGGUACUCCAGUACAAAAUGGGGGACAACAUGGACCCAGUCCUCCUCCAUUGGCCGCUCCUAAAUUUGGUACCCUAGUCCCGAAUCGUAUAUUUGUAGGCGGAAUUUCUGCUAACACUACCGAAGGCGAACUGAUGCAACUUUUCUCAUCUUAUGGCACAGUGAAAGCAGCUAAGAUUAUUCAAGACCGCGCCGGAGUGUCCAAGGGAUAUGGAUUUAUAACGUUUGAAAACGAGGAAGACGCACGGCGACCGCUCCGCGACCACGAAAACAUCGUCUUACGCGAACGUAGAUUAAACAUCGCUCCCGCCAUCAAGAAGCAACCGUUUGGGCGACCACCGGCCGCCCCUCCAUAUGACACCCCGGGCCAAGUGGACGGACGCUCGUCGGCCCCCGCGCCCCAUCAGGCCGCCCUUCAGCCACCGCUGCCGCCGUUCUUUUUCGGUGGCGGGCCGCCCUUUUAUCCUGGGGCCGCUUACGCUUACGCGCCGCCCGUGCCGAUGGUGAGCGCCGCCCCCACCGGAGCGCAGGUUCAGGUGUCGCAGGCCAGUCAGGAACAUGCCGCCCAACAGGCUGUUUAUCAAGCUCCUCCAGUUUACCAAACACAAAGUGGUCCUCCGCAAGCGGGUCCUUAUGCUUCGAUGGUUUUCCCGCCUAUUUAUAUGCCUCAGCAGUAUCCUAUGGUGCCGUAUGACUAUGCGGUGUACGGCGCAGGCGCCGCGCCGCCGUCGAACGGGGGCGGCAUGCCACACGCCCACGCGUUUGCCGCCUCGUCUGCCUCGAACGGGGGCGCCGCCUCGCCCCCGAGGGGCGGCCAUUGUUACGCGACGCAGGGCGGCGGUCCCGGCGGCGGACCUGCCGAGGCCACGUUGUUGUACACGACCGGACCGCCGGGUCAUCACAUUUUUCACACCACGUUGGAUCCGACCGGCGGUGCGGGGGCGGCCGGCGGACCCUUUUACGCCACCGCCGACGGCACCACCCCUUUCGAUCCGAUGAUGGUGGGACAUCCGGCCGCCAUGGGACACCAUUUUGGAGCUCUCGCUGCCGCACCGUAUGCCAUUACCGAGGACGGUUCCUACAUAACCGAUCAUCCGGAAAGCGUCGGGACGCCCCGAUCCUUUGUUACGGCGACACCACCUCCGCCGCCGCCGCCUCCUCCUCCUUCAUCGAACCCAUCGGAGUUGCCACCUCAGCAGCAGCGUAGCACCGCUACCCCGGUCGUUUCGAUUUUGUCGCUUGACCAUCAGCAGGAAAAAGAUCCCGCAUCGAUGCAGGGAGGUCGCCGGCCGCCGCAACAGACGCCACCGCACCACAACAAUAAUAUACUUCACAAUAAUAAUAACAAUAAUAAUGGCGGCACGCCGAUACACCAUCACACACCGUCGCCUACGAUUCACCACUUUCACCAUUCGCAUCCUCCGUUACACCAUCACCACCACCAGGGCAGUCCGCAGCAGCAGCAGCAUCAGCAGCAAAAUCGGCGAGGCGGUUUUCAUGGAGCGAGUAAUACUAUUAAUAGUAAUGGGCCCAGGAGAUUUGCCCCUCCGCCUCCGUUUGCUCGGUCUUUUGGUAUGGGGACUAUGCAGCAUAAUAAUAGUUUUCACCUUAACAAUAUACAGGCACCACCGCCGUCUGCGUUUGGCCCUCCGUUAAGGCGCCCGCGUAAAAACCAGGGCCUUCAGGUGCGACGCAUGGGCCCCGCAGGCAGUAGCGCCAACGAAAUCGGCGCCGGAGACGCCCCGCUCCCCAACCAAGAUCCUGAAUCCCUUUCUGCUCAGGUGGAAGCGUUGAAGCUUUAAAAGGAAGAAAUAAUGUGUGUGUGGAGGAGCCCAGGUAGCAAUAGUAGUAGUGCCGUUUGUGUUCUCUCUUUAAUUACUGGGCCUAAAUUCAAACUGUUUACUUAGUAGCUCAAAAGGCCUCCUCUAAAACUAAGACUGCCUUUGAAAAGAGUUUGAUCUCCUCUCGUAAUAGUUUAUAAUAUUAUAAAGGCUCAUUAUUAUUAUUAUGAUGAUAAUUAUAAUAUAUUAUAUAUAUAUAUAUAGUGGUUAUACUGUGAUGUUUGCGUCUGGUGGCAAUUUUAGUAUUGAAACAAAAUAUUUUUGUAUAAUAAUAAUAAUAGUAAAGUAUUAAUAUAUUUAUAUCAUCACAUUAACUAAGUAAUCGGUUUGGUUUUUGGUCCAGUAGGCACUUUGUUGUUGUUGUUAUUGUGGUACAUUUAGAGCCCGAGAGGCCCAAAGGGGAUUGAUAUAAUAACUAGAGAUAUAUGAACAUCUAAUAUAUGCGGUAGUCUUUGGGCUUUGAUGGUGUCCCCCCAAAACAUGCGUAUGUAAUUUAUAAAAUAGCGGUAAAUAUACUUAAUAAGCGACCCCAAAAGUUGCACCUCUUGUCCAUUUAUUUUCUGCUGAUGUGUGGGUGAAUGUCGAUUGGGUGAGACGAAUGCCGUAUGAGAGCUUCAGGGUGGUGAAAUUAUUAUAAAUGUUUUGUUGUUGGGCUUUUGUUUUUUUGGGGCGUUGGACUAUAAAUGGAGGCUUCAGAAGGCGAUCAGUGUAAGUCACUUAAAGAAUGAGAAAAUGGUUCAAACAAUAAAUUCAAAAAGUUCGUUUUGGCAUAAACGCGUUUAAACUAUAAAUGUUACAGCAAAAUUUCAUUUCACAGACUGACUCCACUUAAAUGGUAAGUUAGGACUGGGGCCUAAUUUUUUAACAAACGUCAGAUAAAAGAGGGUACCUAUUUUUGUUAAUUAGUAUUUCUCAAUCUCUUUUUUUCUAUCUAAUAAUUAUUACACAAGUAAAAGAAAUGUUACGAAUUAAGAAUAUGUUAAAUAUACAGAUGUAUAAGUACAUAACUUGUACUUGUUAUAACGCCAAAAAUUAUUGAUGAGAACAAAAAGCAUUAAUACAUAACUUUUAAUUUUCGUUAUAUCAAUGUAAAAUAUGGUGAAGAUAAUUUUCUUCCCCAUCCGUCUAUAUUGAUACAGAGGUAGUCAGCAGAUUGGCUAUACCUGUAUUUAAUUUUUUUUUCUCCUCAACUAUUCCCUUUUUUUCAAGAUAUACUGAGACAGACCUUCAAAAUUAUAAAAGUCGAAAUAUUUUAACUCUAACAAAGUAUGGAUCGUUUUUUCCUGUUUUAGACCUGGCAGUUUUAAAAGUCAUUAAUGGUGUACGGUUUCAAAUGCGUCUUGUGAUUUUUAAUAUGCAAGCUGUCGCACUCUAUCAUAGAGUGACCAGAUUAAUGCAGCCCAAGAUUUCUGUUUUUUUUCCUGUAUUCCUUUUUUUUUAAGUUUAAUUUUUUCUAAACAACCCAUUGCUUGGAGCGUAGGUUUCUUCAGAAUUAUCACAAUCGUUCUCCGUGUCCCUUGUUUUAUAGGGAUCAUUCUCAAUCGAUCCUACCUAAAAAUUUUAAAAAAAAGUAUAUUAUGAACUUUUAUAGGCCUGAGGUAAGCUAACAUCUACUUCAUUAUUUUUGCCUGUAAAAAUUGAAGUUUUCCAUUUCCUAAAAAUAAAUUAAGCCUUUAAAUUUUACCUAUUUACGAAAAGGCUUGAUCAUAGUUUUUCUAAAACAUCCUUACUGAAUUUGCUAAACUAACGGAUACAUUUAUCUGAUUCACCAUUACUUCAGUUUCAUGGGCAGUUUCACAUUUUAAAAUUUGCAAGUAAACUAUAAAAAUAAAAAAUGUAGAUCCUAUUUUUUUGCACAGUAUGCCUAAAACCUCAAUCUAUCCUUAAAAUGAAAAACAUUUACUCUCGUUUUCCAAAAUACGCUUUUAUCUUUUUUUCACUCAAGCAACACAAAACAAUAAAACUUAACCCAACAAAUGCAAAUUGAGUUAUCAUUUAGUCAUUUAUUAAGUCCAUCUAAUUAUUUCUGCUUCGCAUCAAACAAGGGUUUUCGGACUAAAUGAUUUUCUUAUGUAUAGGAGAGAGUAGGAUAAUGAUUUAUUUAAACGAACUUGUCAUAUUAGCUAAAAAGUGAUAAAAAUGACUUGUCCCAGAACGCCGAUGAAAUACAAUCGUCGAAAAAAUGACUUUUGAUGAGACACUAAAAAGAACAAUGUUGUUGACACAUGGACAAACCAAAACAAAAUGUCUUUGAAUCGCCCUUGUUUACCCUUCACAACACAGUAGGUAUCACUGUUGUUCAGCCAUUAAUAUACUUGUAUCGCAACACCUAUUAUCUCCCUUAUUGCAUCCAUCCAAGAACAAAUUAACGUGCCUUCCUGAUUAGAAGCACAUUCCAGAUCUCCACGUUGUCGUUUUUUUUUUGCAAAUUUUGUCAUGAUUUUGCGAGUAGUAAAACAGGUCCCUUGAGAAGGAAAUUGUAUUCAUUAAAUUAAUCUAGAUAAAAAACCUAUCAAAACAAAAUAACUUCUUUUUCUUUUUACUGUGCUUGCGUGCUAUUGAAAGUCAUACAUAUAGCUUACACAUAACACCUUUCCCAAAUUUUUAUUUCUCGCUUUAUCCAUUUCAGAGGAAUAUAUUGUCUGAGACUGGAUCUGCCUACUUGAAUUUUGCGAUGUUUGCGAUUGGUGCUUUUUGAUCUAAAUUUUUAAAAUCUAGCCUUCAGAUGUUGAACUAGAUAGAUGUUGUCUUCAAUAUAAUGAAUCCUGCUACACUACUUCAUUUUUUUAAGUUAGUAAAAUAUAAUUUCAAACGAUUCCUGGCCAUUGCAAGUUUUGAUUGUUUCAUUGCUAAGACUUUUUUUUUAAUGGCCGGAAGUUGGCAAUUAAAGGAAGCUUAUUGUACGUUAUAAUAAAUAAGAUUCCAAUUAAUAUCACUACUUCGUGGGAAUUCCUUUUUUCUUGCUUUUUCUUAGUUUAGAUAAAAAAUUCUUUUUGAAAAUAAUUUAUAAAAACAUCCACUACAGAAAAACAUCGAUUCAAGUCAAAAAGUAUUACGCAGGGUCUGUAUUCAGGUAUAUGCCAUACGCCCAACUAGCAAUUUUAGUUACGGCUACAACAUUGUUUGACUAUAUUACUUUAUUCAAGUAAUAAAUCGGUAACUGGUACCAAAAAAAUAUCUUAUAAGUUUAAAUAACUGCCAAGUAAAAAAUAGUAGUAAGAAAUACGUAAUAACUUAAUACUUGACUAUAUAGUAAUUAUUACUUUGCGGUAACUCUGAUGGUAGCUGAUACCGCUUAGCGACCUGACCUAAUUACCUUUACAACGUCGUUACUAUAAAUUAGAAAAUAUUGGUCGGUGGGACGAUUAAAUGGGAACUUUUAAGUAAGUGCGAUUACAAAGUUAAAUUUCAAGUUCUUGCGACUACAUAGGAACAUCAAAAUAUUACCACGCAGUAAUACACUUUGAAGUAAUAUUAUCAGUAACAAGACCGAAAUAGUUACCUUUAUUUCUUCUUUAAAGUAAUAUUUACCACCUUGGCUAUUAAAGCAAAUUACCUUUAAGUAAUUAUUUCUACUAUGCAGUAAAAUAUACUUUAUAGUAGCAUUUUUUUAAAAUAAUUUACUUAUUCCUAAGUCAUUUUUACUUUGAAGUAACAAAAGAAACUUCUUGGUAACAACAAUUCGCCAUAUUUUUUUAAAUUAUUUCACUCCAUUUUGUGAAAAGGUAUUGCACGAUUUUAUGAAUUUGCUAAAAUCGGAAUACUUUUACAUUUUAUGCAAUUUUUAUUAAAUUAUAGACCUCUUAUAUUCAUAGGAGUAAAGAGGAGUGAAAAAAAUUAUCUACCUUCUUUAAAAAAGUAAAUUUAAAUAUUUAGAUUUGGUAUAUUUUUUUUGUUAAAAGUCAUUAUUUUAAUGAGGCGUUCUUUAUUUUCGUUCUAUAUUGCCUAUGUUUAACAGAAAAUUUGCUUCGUUUACAUUUUUCCACUCCGGUAAGCGAUAAUAUCAGCUAUAUUAAAUACAAUAUGAAGUAGGUUAACCCCGAUACAACUCCAUCACUUAGAAUAAAGACGGACGUAUAAAAUUAUUUGUGUUGACAAAGAAAGAGAAUCAAAAUGUUUGCCUAAUAUUGGCUCAGUAACUUCUUAAUAACUAGCACUGCACAAUUACUACUUUAUGACAUCCCGAAAACCACUAUGGGACGUUAAAAAGAAGUUCCCGGGACGAUAGAAUUACGUAUUUGCUACAGCAAAAUCAUUCCCAAUUUUGGUAAAAAAGUGGUAACAGAACGGUGGCUAAACGGUUCCCGCGACUAGUAACCACAACUUUAAAGUAUUCUUUAUAGUCGCGAUUACGUAGCUGUUGCCAAAAAUGCUAGUUGGGCGUGGUAUAAAAGCUUCAAUUGCUUUCACCCAAAUACAACCUUUGUUGCUAUCAGUUUGACGUUAACUUAACUCAUAUUUUCGGACUCUACUUUUGUAUUACUCGAGGAAUCUGGAAAUAAUUUCCUUUGACCGUACAUGGCUUUUUUUGUUUUUUUUUCGUAAUUGGAUUCUAGUGGCCUCUCUAGUUAAUAGUCAGAUCCACUAUCUGCAAAUGGAUCUUUACGGUCAGAUAAGUUGUUUGCAAUACCUACCAUAUCGGUUGUAGUUAGGCGUUAUCUGUAACACACUGUAAUAUACUGUCUUGGAACGAUUGUGAUACAGUUGUCCCACCGAAGAAGAGGUCAAAUAUUAAAUUCAAUUAUUAACAAAGUCAAUCAAAUAUUAACAAAAUAUACAAACUGACUUAUCUUGGCAUUUUUUCAUAUAUUUCUUAACACUAUAAACGAAAAAAAAGUAAUCACAACAACUAAAAUCGCUGACAAUAUAGCCUGAAAAGAAAAAUCCAAGAAUGUUAACAAUUUUAUUUUAAAAAAACGUAUUGAUAUUCUAUGAAACAAAGCCAAGAUAGUUUUUUUUUCAAGUACAAUACUUAGUCAGUAAUUUUGAGUUAUUACAGUUUUCUUUUAAAAUUGGUACCCAGGCGGCUUAAUUUCACAACAAAAACUUAAUCCUUGUAACUUGUUUUUAUUUAAUUGAUAAAAAGGCGUAUCUGGGCAUUUUUGACGAUUGACAUUUUGGACGACUUUAAACUGAGAAUCUAGUAUGAUCUAGAUGUUCAUCGAUCAUCGUCGAACUACAAAUAAUACACGAAAAGUGUUACAUUAAAUGCAUUCGGAAGCAUCGACUGCUUGCGUUCCGAUGCAAAAGCGAUUCUUCUACCCUCUAUGAUUUUAAGAUACUUAAUAAAACCGCAACCACGAUUUCAUGUCCUAAAAUGAUUUACACUAGUAAGUGCGCCUAUUUGCUGGCUUUACUGGGACUCGUGCUGCUAAAUUUGAACUUUUAAGAUAAAUCUGUAGUACCAAACUUCAUUUAUACAAAAAAGUGACCUACACUGAUUGAGCCCUCAGAAUUUGUCAAGAUAUCCCCUACAAGUCCAUCCCAUCGCUUUUUCUCGGUUCAACAAGAACAAUUGGAAAUAUUCUCGUGACAAUAUUUAACUUUAUCGCGAAAGCUUAAGAGUGAUUCGUUUUAAAAAUCAACAAUCCCUUGCACGCACCCCCCUCCCAGUUAUUGAUAUUCUGUUUAUUUAUUAGGGUGUUGGUUUUUCGAAAACGACAAUAAAAACAACCCGCCGGUUUUCUUUACAGAAAGAAGUGAGAUGCCAUUACUUGUAAACUCUAUUAUUAAAAAAAAAAGAAAAGAAAAUAAACACGUAAAAGCUAAGUCAGUCGGUAGAUUUUAGGAUAUUACUCAUAGGUUAACUUUAACUUUUGUAGAUAUAUUGAUACAGAACGAAAUAACGCAGAUAUAUAAGAAAAUAUUUAAUAUAUUUUAGGUUAUAUCGAGAUAAGAAAUAUAUAUACAUCAUUAUUAAUAUAUAUAAAGGAUUCUCUCUUACUUGUUAUUUAAUGUAUAAGGUAUUAGAAUUUUCGGCUAAGGUUCGUUAAAAAUAUAUAUUAUUUCUGAGGCGGUGUGUAGCCUUCUUCACUCUUUGAAAUUUCAGAAUACAGAUUCUGUGAUAACAUACACUGUUUUCUAAAAUCGGAGUUCUAAAGCACAAAUAUUUAGUAAAAAAAAAGGUUACACAUACGAUCAAAAUAAAUCAAACAUCUUGACAAAAAAGUGAGAUUCUUGCUCAAAAUGGUUGCCAUCUCGCGUAGAUAGUAUUCAUUAGUCGCGCAUCUCCAUAUUCUUAUUAAACGGUGGGUGGGGACGCGGUUCUUUUUGACAACUUCGACAUUUCCUAAAUUAUAAUUUGUACAUAGAUAUAUGAAGUAUAUAGUAAGUAGUUAGUUUUUGAAGGAAAAAUAUACUUUUCUUAAAAUGACUUAUUGAGGAAUGAAAUGAGAUGCAAAACUUGUUUUAAAUUUAUUAAAUUAGGGAAAAUUUGAACCAAGAAUUAAGGGAAAAGGAUUUUAAAUAAGCAGACUUAAAGUCUUACAUAACUUUUUGUGCGUCAAAUUCAUCCUUAGGAAUACCUCUUUAUAACAGUUCUAAUAAAGAAACCAAGGCAAGGAAAACUAAUAAAGUUCGCUUCUUGAUGAGAAUAUUAAUUUCAAAGAUAAUUCCACGCAUUUUUAUCUAAAAAUGAAACAAUGCCUGAGCAAUAAAAUCACAUGCAGGAUGUUUUAAAAACUCAUUAACUUAGGACUAAUUUGAACCGGGAAUGAAGAAUCAGUUAAAAAAUAAGUAGAUUUUAAGCCUAAUACAACGUUUCAAACACCAUUUCAAUCCUCAAAAAGUCCUUUACAUUCGUUUAUAUGAGCUCUAAUAAGGAAACUAGUGCCAUCUCAAGUGGACAAUAAAAAGUAAAAAAGAAAACAGUGAUUUUGACCUUUUUAUUAUCAUCGUUAGGGCAAUGAAAAUAAUUUUUUUUAAUUAACUGUAAAUGCGUUAAAAUACGGGAAACUAUUGUAUCUUGGACUUUUAAUUUUUUUUAACGACAAUUUUGCUUUUUUUAGUACAAAAUGGCAUUUGAGAAUUUAGUAUAUCCACUUAAUCAAAAAUUUUAAAAAUACAAUACAAAACUAUUCCAUAAUGAUCCAUGGUACACUAUGCUCAUGUGCCUUAGUAGAUGUCUCUUGUACUUAGGGCCAAGCAUAAAACAAUAAUAGAUUGUUUAAAUUUUUAGUUGUAAUAACAUACAAAGGAAUAUUAAUGUCACAAAACGCGUACAAUAUUUUUUUUUUGGAUAGUAAUAAUACAAAAAAUCAUAUGCUUAAUCUGAUUUUGCAAGAAUCACACAAGUAGUUCUUCCACUAUUCUCCUUCAACCUCUGUGCAGUGCACUCAUCUGCCACAAGAAUUGAACUUACACCACUUUUGUGACUAAACUUCAUCACCUCUAUCUUCAUUAUCAGUUGAUUCAAGAGACAUUACCUUAGAGUCAGACGAAGAACCUGAUACUUUUUUACUCAAUUUAGCUUUUUUUGACUCUCUUUUUCGGUAAAUCUUUUUUUUCUAUUUUGUAGUUUGUUCUCAAUUUUUAGAUACUUUUUUGACCUUUUUCAGUUUUUGUUCCGUGAUUUUGUUUUUUUUUCUGGCGUAUCAGUAGCAAUCAUGGUUCUUCCUGGCUGUCACCCCAGUUUCCUCUUAUUCUUCUUGCAACCUUGAGCCUUAUCCUAAGGCAAAUCAGGAGUAGCAGGAGGCCUGGAUCCAACUUUGUUAGUGGUACAAGUUCCUUCAGGCCUAUCGAUCACGUAGUAACAAAAAGGAAAUCAUUGUCAGUAAAGAUGUCUUCAUUGAACAAGAAUGUUCCUGAUUUUCAAAAACCGGACAAGCUAUUAUCCAGAGUAAAGGCACGAGGAUAAGCUGUUCUCAAGGCUCCUGUAACGCUGUAUAUAUCAAAGGUUUUUCCUUUGUAAACCCAGGUAUCAACGGUUUGGUUGUAAUAAGAUUUCAAAGGUCCGUAGACAGAGAGGUCAAAAGUCUGCAGCAUGUGGGGAAAAUGUAACAUUUGGAAUACCUGCAUCAGCUGCCUUGUCAAGAAUUGCUGGACCAAGGUGGGUUUCAUGCUUGUCUUGAAUUAACAGGACGCGAUCAUCCUUAAAGCUUUGUAUAGAGUUCAUGAAAUAGAUCCAAAAAUUUCAUAAUCGCUUUUUCGUUUGACCAACCUGAUGGGUUUGCUGUGCCAAUACAUCCUACUGGUCUUCCAAAAAGCAUCCUUUCUUUAAAAUGCAGUCAUGAAAAGACCAACAUAAGAGGCAACGAAUUACCGAUUCCAUUUACUGUAACUAUAACAAUGUGUGCUCUUCUUUCAGCUGAAGUAGCACUGCCUAUCUGCUUUACUUACAUCUUUCGAAGCAACUAUUCUAGAUUGUCCUUUAAUUGUGCUCAGUCAGAGAAAAUUGGACCGUAUUUUCUAUGUUCCUCUUUAAUAUUCUUACAAAAAAGUUUUUUUUAUUACUCAUUUCAUCAUUUUUCCAAGUAUCUGAUAUGUUUUUUAUUACUAGCUUUUUCAAUUUUAAAAGUUAACGUUCUGAAACCCUUCUUUGUUAAACUAUUCUACAUUUGGCUAUAGUUUGAAUAUAAGUAACGAGUCUUCAUUCCUCUUCUUAGUAUAAUUGACGAAAUAGUGGUAUUCAGCGUUUUAUGUAUUUUUAGAUUUCGGUAGCUGCCUAGUAAGCGUUGACCUGCUUAUAUUGAAUACUUGCCGCUUUUGUGUAGGCUUAAAGUAUAUGAUGAUGGUUGGCCACAAUAGUCCCAUCUUAUUUAAAUUGUCUAUCCAAAUUUACAAACAACAGCAAGCAUUUUAUUCACAAAAAAGUCAACUAUCCAGCAGUUUAAUCUGAAAUAUUCCUAGCUUUCGCCUUAAGACAGUAUUCUCGUUCAACAGUUUCACAAAAACUUUACUUUUACAACACAAAGAUUACUUUCUUUCACUAAAAUUCUAACAGUCAAUUUGCACCGCUAUUACUGAACUGAGCAGCUCUUAAUUUGAGAUUGUGGAUUGGGUUCGUCAUCGGCCCGCUAGUAAGCAGCAUUAAUCAACUACGCGAAGUGGUUUUAGGUGUAUUAUGGUCUAGGUACAACAGUUUCCCCUGUAAUUAAAUAAAAAACAAUUUACAUAAUAUCAAAACAUCAGGAUUCGCCUGGUUUUUAAGAUACACCAAUAAAAGCAUUGAUUAAAAAAGGAAAAGUACAAUAAAACACUAGCGCCAAGUGGUCUAAAAAUGAGAGACUUUUUAAAUCUUUCAAAAUUUUCGGGUCUUACACACAAAAAAAAAUAGGAUGUAAGUGAUGAUUAGAAAACUAGGACAACAAUAAAAACGUAGAAAAGUCAGCUAUAUUAUGAGGAAAAAAUAAAUGCUCUGCUCCAUAUUUAUUCUUAGAAAAAUUCAAAUAUGAGACAGGCCAGGUGAAAUAUGAGACAGUGGUAAAAUGUACAUACAUAUAAACAGUCGGACUCAUCCUCUAAACCAGAAAUAAGACACGAUUUUUUUAAAUUUAUACAAUAAAAUAAUUCAGACCUAUUUAUUUAUAAUACGUACAAAAACAUUUAGAGCAAAUAAUUGCUGAACUAAAUAAUAUUCUUACAUAAAAAAUAAGUAAAAAAAGUGAAUAAUUUAAUAACAUAUAGGAACAGGUUUAUUACUAAUGAAAAUUUAAUGAACUAAAUAUUUGUCGAAAUUAUUGGAAAGGAAUAACUAUUUCUCAUUCUAAGAAGUUCCUGCAAGCGGAUCUGGGGGUGGUAGUUUUAAAGCAACAAUAUCUUUUGAACAUUCUUGAUUUCGGGGACUACUGGAUAGACGAAUUUAUUUCCUUUACGUCGUAACUAGGAAAUACAAAAUUCAUUAUUGGGUAGUAACCCUUUUACAAAGGCCAUGUAAUGCACGUUCUUAUUUUCAGUUUCAGAUUCAACCAGAACGAAAUCGCCAAGUAGUUAUUAUUUAUUCCGUCGCUGAUUUAGAUCCAACAAGGUUUCAUACAUCCUAAUUAAUUUCUAACCAAAUCAGCUAGUCUCAUAUUUUCGAUAUGGCUUUCGUCCUUGUACUAAACCUCUUCCUCUUGAUCAGAUUCUGAACUAUUUGAAGGUUGUGUUAUAAUUUUUUUUGCUUUUUCUUUCUGCCUUUUGGUUUAUGUAUUUGACUGCUACUGAGUAUUUUACGAUGUUUCCGUGCCUUGUUAAUUUUCCUUUUGAAAAAAAUGGAUUUGAAAGAAGAAUUUUUGUGACACCAAACUUGUGCUGUAACCAUUUCUAGAUUCAAAGCCUACUGGUUCAUUAACAAUAUUUUUUUGGGUUUCAUGAAUUUCCAACUGAUCAAGAAAGUCUUUAUUUGCCUGAAGAUUUUAUAUCUAAUUAGAUUCAUAGGAUCUAACCGCUCUAUAGGAUAUUUCUCCCUUCAUAUUAGAAAUAUUUUUGUUGAUUCAAAAGAAGAAAUAACGUUCUUUCUUGAAAUCCAUCUUUCCAACUAUAACAGUAAAGUAAAUCUGCAAAUUCACUUUUAGUCAACUUUCUCUGGUUUUGACACUGCCAAUUGAGCAAUUUUUCGUUCAAUCUUAGCUCUAAUGGACAAGGCACCCGCGAUUGUAGUAAAUCAGUUGCGCGCAGCUUUAGUAAUGUUAUAUUCUCUAAUGGCUAAUUCUAUGGUUGGUUGAUCUAAAUACUUAAAACUUAUCAAACCAGUCAUUGAAAAUAGCUGUUCUCCUCCAACGUUCUAGAUCAUUAUUACCUUUCCAAGAGCUCCACAGAUUUUACCCUUAAUAUAUUAUUAGUGGAGAUAAAGAACAUCCGCUAGCUGAUGCAUGCCAUUACAGUCACAUUUUCCUUUCCCAAUCGUUCAAUACUCCGAUGCACUUUUUGUCCUUUGGCGGCUACGGCGCCUUUAAUUCUGGUUAGAUCCAUCAAAAAAGAAGUUUCGUCGAGAUUCCAGACUUGUUUUGAUGUAAUAUUUAGGUCUUAAUGAAUGGAUCACUAGUGGAAAAAAAAUCGAGGCUUUUCUAGUUGUUCCAUUUUUUUUUGGCUAAGAGGAUUUCUGCUCCAGAAUCGAGUUGUCGCAGGGACGUUCAUUUAAGGACGUUGUAAGGUUAUUCUCUUGCACGCAUAUUUGCACGGCGUUUUGAACUUCUUGCUUAAUUAAUGCAAACCCUCCCACUGGGCAAUUUUUACAAACUGAAGAUAAAUAUUGUUGAGCCUCUACAGAUAUUGCUGCUUUUCGCCCUUUUUGCUAAAUUUUUCUUAUUCGUGUAGCGACUAAGUUUCGAUUUGUCGAUAUGGAAAACAUUGGAAGCAACUCUUACAGAAAAACCUUGAAUUUUCCUCAAAUUGCUGCUUUAUCUGACAUCUGAUCUCCAUCCUCUAUGACGUUGGUAUAUACUUCUUUGGCAUACUGGAUUUUUUACUUGACAGCUAAAAAAUAACGAAGAUGUAUGUUCCAUAUUUACACCUGGCAGUGUCUCAUUUUUACUUCAAACUCCACAAAACGCACGUGUUUCCUGACUGACUGACUGAUGACUUCCAACUGAAGCGCCCAGUGUUGCCAGGUAUUAUUAACUCUUAGGCGCCUUUUUGACAUUAAAAUGCCCCACCAGAGUGAGUUAGCGUAAAGCUAUUAGUAAAGUAAUGAGGAGGCCAUAAAUCAAGGAAUCGGCACCUCGGUUUGGGCGAGUUCGGCUAGUUUCGUCUAGUGUUUUAUUAUAUUAUAGUUACUUUUUCUGUGAAAAAUAUUUAAUUCAAAAGAAUAGUUAACAAUAUUUGACUAAAAUAGAGAUACACGCAACUGUAAGGGAACCCGCAGGAAGAACCAAAUAUUAAGUAUUAGUACACCGAUAUCACAUAAAUCAACUUCUAAAAUUGCUUUUAUAUAAUCAUAAGAACGUACGGAUUCCUCUACUUAUGCCCGUCUAAAGUAAUGGGAGUUUUGAACACAUGGAUCUCUUUUUACCACAUCUCAUUUUUACCCAAAGUUUUGUUGUAAAACUGGUAUUUUAAAAAAUCUUAUCAUUUAUUGAUCAUAUAUAAAAAACCGUGUUUAAAUAAUAUUGAAUUAAAAAAUAAUCCAAAACAAAAUACUUUGCUAGGUUCAAGAAGUGCCAGGUCGAAUUGAAAGAGUCACCUUUAGGCGCUCGGCGCAUGUCCCAUUAUUUAAAACGCCAUUUCAAAUUUAAAUCCGCUACUUUGGGCUACUACUACACCUGGCAACACUGAGGUUCACGGGUUACGAACUGACAUGAUAAAAUAAUCCUCAAAUAAAGCGAUGGAUUUUUUAAUUUUAAUUCUGACCAUAGGGUUACUGAAAAAUAAUAAAUUGUAGUCAUGAGGUCCACAACUGCUGCUAUUAGUUUAUAACAGAAAAUACCUACUUGUUGCAAUGGUAUUUUGAGUGUCUCAUUUUUGUACCACUUGACCCUAUACUUUGAGUAUUUAAAAAGCUUCCGUGUUCUGAGGAUGACAAUAAAUUGGUCAAAACUUAACUUAAUCAUAACGGUACUCUUGAAAAAAUGGACAAGAAGGCUUAUAAGUUGUUCGGAACAAAUUGCUCUGUAUAAAUUCAGUAUUUUCUACAGGGAAUUUUUCUCAAUUAUACCGAGAAUUAAUGAAAAAAUAUAUCUAAACCGGUUA
Molecule: messenger RNA, 14847 nt
Organism: Anthonomus grandis grandis
Lineage: Eukaryota; Metazoa; Arthropoda; Insecta; Coleoptera; Curculionidae
Product: protein boule-like
Exons: 8
Coding region: 256-2202 (648 amino acids)
Molecular function (GO): RNA binding
Source: RefSeq, a predicted model, not a curated record